Emericellopsis atlantica is the source of this 1924-nucleotide messenger RNA. Its product is annotated as extracellular 3-ketosteroid 1-dehydrogenase. NCBI's taxonomy places the organism in Eukaryota, Fungi, Ascomycota, Sordariomycetes, Hypocreales, Bionectriaceae. The coding region runs from base 119 to 1873 and encodes 584 amino acids. The record is from RefSeq and is a predicted model, not a curated record. The transcript has a single exon.
GAAUGCUUUGGUCGAAUGGCGACGGCACCGCCAGCAGCAAGUCCAGCUUCUGCACUGAGUAGCGCAUCUCUGCCUUUGCUUGUAGAGUCGGAUUGAAUCUCAAUUGCUGUCUGUGGCCAUGACUCUGCUGUCCUGUCGGCCCAGCACGCGUGUGCUAGCCCCUAUCGUACGCCGUCCAUGGCUGCAGCGUCAUGCCAUCACCACCGCGCAACAUUCCUUCGACAAGUCUUUUGACGUUGUGAUUAUCGGAGCUGGUGGCGCCGGUCUAACAGCCGCCCUGCGAGCCAAGUCUCUUGGUCUCCGGCCGCUUGUCGUCGAAAAGGAUGACAGAAUUGGAGGCUCGUCAGCCUACUCGGGCGCCGGACUCUGGGUGCCCAACAACUCCUACGUGCAAGCGCAAUGCGUCAAGGACAACAAAGAAGACGCGCUGCGGUACCUGGAGAGCGUCGUGGCAGAUGUUGGCCCUGCAUCCUCGCGCGAGCGCAAACUCGCCUUCCUGGAUGAGGGACCUAAGAUGGUCGAUUUCCUCCGCAAGCUCGGCUUUCGAUGGAGAUGCAGCAAAGGUGUGCCCGACUAUUACCCCAAUGCUCCCGGGGCACUGCCUCGCUGGGGUCGUACUGUCGAGCCUGACGUCUUUGACCUGAAGAAGCUGGGGGACUGGGGGGGUUUCCUGCGAUCAAGACCGAGACAACCGCCUCCCAUAUUCACCGACGAAGCGACCAGUCUAACAAUGACGGGGGCUUCAGCCAAGCACUUGGCAAAGGCGAUAUCUGUCGUCUUCCGCAUGUUGUGGCUAAGACUCCGCGGUCAAAGCCCUGUGACCAUGGGCCAGUCUCUGAUUGCACAAUUGCUUCACCGGGCAAAGGCGGAUGAAAUUCCCGUAUGGCGCAACGCUCCUCUGAUGGAACUUCUGAGAGGGCAGGAUGGCUCCGUUCACGGUGCCAAGAUCAAGCAUGAAGGCAGCGUGGUCACUGUCCAGGCCAACAAAGGAGUGCUUCUGUGCGCAGGGGGGUUCGCGCACAACAAGCAAAUGCGAGACAAAUUCGGGCCUCAGCCUGCAAGCACCGAGUGGACGAGCACGCCCGAGGGAGACACGGGUGAUGCCAUCCAGGCGGGCGUCGCCGCAGGAGCAGCCGUAGCCUUGAUGGACGAGGCCUGGUGGGGGCCGACCAUUCUCGAUCCUGAGAUGGGCAAGUGGUUCUUCAGUCUUCAGGAGCGCGCGCGGCCCUUCUCGAUUAUUGUGGACUCUACCGGCUCCCGAUUCAUGAACGAGGCUGCGUCGUACGUGGACGCCGGUCACCGACAGUACGAGCACAACACCAAGGUCAAGGCUAUCCCAGCCUGGCUGAUCCUCGACCAGAAUCACCGUCAGAGAUACGCACUGGGGUCUGUUCUGCCUCGGAAAGAGCCGAAGAAGGGUCUCGAGGCUGGCUAUAUGCACAAAGCGGACACGUUAGAUGCCCUAGCGACUGCCAUUGGCGUCAACGCCGCAGGCUUGUGCAAGACAAUCGCGCGGUUCAACGACAUGGCCGCCCAAGGCGUGGAUCUGGACUUUGGAAGGGGAGACAACGCCUAUGACACGUUUUUUGGCGACCCCAACGCUGGAGGAUCUAAUCCUAACCUUGGCCCCAUUGCUCGACCACCAUUCUACGCAGUUCCUGUGGUGCCCGGUGACUUGGGGACCAAGGGUGGCCUGUUGACAGAUCAUCGAGGGAGAGUGUUGAGGGAAGAUGGUUCUUCUAUUUCCGGGCUGUACGCUGCUGGCAACACGUCGGCGAGUAUCAUGGGGAGAACAUAUCCUGGGGCGGGCAGUACGCUGGGCCCAGCUCUGACAUUUGCAUUCAUUGCCGCGACGGACAUGGCUCAGCGUUGAUUUUGUUCACUACAUUAGCCCUGUUAGCUAGUAAUAGAGCUUUACCAUACU